AUGUAUGUAAUGGUAUACGGCCGGAGGACAGUUUCCUGCCACACAGGUAACCAGACUUCUUGGCCAACGCUCAAGACCAUGUGCACCCGGUCAUUUUCCGCGACAGCGCGCGUGAAGAGGACCCGCAAUAUUCCACCAAGCGACAUCAUCCAGCAGCUGCUGAAGCUGCAUCCAAAAGACUCGCUGGAAGGUGUACAACUGGUUCUGGCCCAACAUCGACUAGAUCACAAAGCGGUCCGCUGCACGAUGCAAGAACUCAAGGCUCAAAAACGCUUCGACCUGGUUGGCAUACUGUUUUCAGAGACGCUCAAGCACGGUGGUGCAAAGGUAGGUUUAAAAGAGUUCACUGCGGGUAUCAGUGCCUGUGCAAGGGCGCAAACCUGGCAGCUGGCCGUGCAUCUUUUCAACAGUAUGCGCAAAGCCAAGGUGGUCGCGAAUGUUUUCAGCUACAAUUCCACCAUCAGUGCUUGUGAAAAGGGUGGGCAGUGGCAGCUAGCUAUGCAGCUGCUCGAUAGCAUGAGAACAGCCACGAUAUGCGCCGAUGUCAUCAGCUACAGCGCCACCAUCAGCGCUUGCGAGAAGGGUGGGCAGUGGCAGGUUGCGAUGCAUCUGUUCGACAGCAUGCACAAAGUCCAGGUGGAUGCCGAUGUCAUCAGCUACAAUGCCACCAUCAGUGCUUGUGAGAAGGGUGGGCAGUGGCAGCGGGCCGUGCACCUGUUUGAGAGCGCUCACAAAACCAAGAUUCAUGCCGACGUCGUCAGCUACAACGCCACGAUCAGCGCUUGUGAGAAGGGUGGGCAGUGGCAGCUGGCCGUGCAUCUGUUCGACAACAUGCACAAAGCCAAGGUGAAUGCCACUGUGAUCAGCUAUAGUUCCACCAUCAGCGCGUGUGAGAAGAUUGGGCAGUGGCAACUGGCGGUGCACCUGUUCGACAGAAUGCGCAAAGCGCAGGUGGAUGCCGAUGCCAUCAGCUACAGCGCCACUAUCAGCGCUUGUGAGAAGGGUGGGCAGUGGCAAAUGGCGGUGCAUCUUUUUGAACGCAUGCGGAAAACUAAGAUGCACACCCAUGACAUCAGCUGCAAGGAGAGCAGUAACAGCUAG
Symbiodinium necroappetens is the source of this 1101-nucleotide messenger RNA. Lineage: Eukaryota; Dinophyceae; Suessiales; Symbiodiniaceae. The record is from the annotation of a GenBank genome assembly.